AUGGCCAACCCUUUGAGCACUCUACUUCUUGUGGCUCUACUUUCUCUUUCAGCUGCUGCAGCAACAAGAACUAAGCUGCAACCAACCAACAAUGUGGAUGGUGGCAUUUGCAAAUCAUUGGUGGAGACACAAGGCUAUGCUUGCGAAGAACAUAAAGUAACAACAGCAGAUGGUUAUGUCCUUGGCUUGCAAAGGAUUCCAGCUGGUCGGUCCGGUAACGAGACAGCAGCUAAGCUGCCUGUUUUGUUACAACAUGGACUACUUAUGGAUGCUUCAGCUUGGCUGCUCAAUGAGCCGGAUAAGGCUUUGGCAUUCAUCUUGGCAGAUGAGGGUUUUGACGUAUGGCUUGCCAACGCUCGUGGGACAGAAUCUAGCCGUGGACACACAUCACUUAGCCCUAAUGAUCCGGCAUACUGGGACUGGUCAUGGGAUGAAUUGACUGCUUAUGAUCUUCCUGCUGCAUUCCAGUAUGUGAACAAUCAAACAGGACAGAAAUUACACUAUGUUGGUCAUUCCUUGGGAACUUUGACUGCCCUUGCCGCCUUCUCCCAAGAAAAGCUGUUAAACCUGCUAAGAUCAGCUGCUUUGCUUAGUCCAAUUGCUUAUCUUGGUCAGAUAUCGCCGUUUGGAAGAACUGCUGCCGACAUAUUUUUAGCUCAAGGACUGGCGUUGUUGCGUUCCCAGGCAUUUCCAAACGAGCAGGUAAACCGACUUUUGGAUUUUAUCUGCACAAGACCAGGCAUUGACUGCUCCAACUUUCUAUCAGUUACAACAGGCCCAAAUUGCUGCCUCAGUUCUUCAAGCACUGAUGCUCUUUUUAAGCAUACGCCGCAAACUACUUCAACAAAGAAUGCUCUACAUCUCUUUCAGAUGGUCAGAAAGGGCACCAUAGAAAUGUAUGAUUACGGUCUGCCAAUCACAAACAUCAAGCACUACAGGCAGCCUACUCCUCCUGUGUACAACAUGGCAAACAUUCCGAAAGAUGUUCCUCUAUUCCUCAGCUAUGGAGGGAGGGAUCCGCUUUCGAACGUGUUUGAUGUGAACCUUUUGCUGGACAACCUCAAAGAUCAUUACAUGGACAAGCUUGUGGUACAGUUCAGAGAGGAUUAUGCCCAUAUGGAUUUUAUUAUGGCUAUGAAUGCCAAUCAAGUUGUGUAUGAUCCUCUACUUUCCUUCUUCAGGCUCCAUUGA
Prunus avium (sweet cherry) is the source of this 1191-nucleotide messenger RNA. Lineage: Eukaryota; Viridiplantae; Streptophyta; Magnoliopsida; Rosales; Rosaceae. The record is from RefSeq and is a predicted model, not a curated record.